This is a messenger RNA of Drosophila arizonae, 537 nucleotides long. RefSeq names its product Myosuppressin receptor 2 (gene MsR2). Lineage: Eukaryota; Metazoa; Arthropoda; Insecta; Diptera; Drosophilidae. The record is from RefSeq and is a predicted model, not a curated record.
GCAACAACAACAACCACAAUGGCCUCUGCGGCAGCGGCAACAGCAGCGUCAAUGACUGAAACAGCGCCUGAUGUUGAUGGAUGCGCCAGUGAAAUUGGUGCUACUGAUGACAUUUGCGUGGUUGAAAUGCUGCAGCCGAACAACACUGUCAGAAACAAUAAACCACACAGCAGCCCCUGCUGCACCAGGAGCCAGAGAGCUACAAGGGACGCCUGUCGCCGGCGUGGCAGCGUGGGCGGUAAAUGCAUUUGGCCUGCCACUGACUGGCUGCGCAAGUUGCGCAACAAUCAGUCACAGCCGCAGCAGCUGCCGCAGCUGCUGGAGCAACAGCAGCAGGAGCUGGAGUCGCACACCAGACGCAGCAGCGUGCUGCUCAUGGUGCUGCUCAGCGGCAACGAGAUGGAAGCCAAGGCGGUGGUUGUCAGCGAACAGAAGUCCCUGAGGACAACGCCGCAGCGCUUGUCCCGAUCCCAUGCCGACGACAUAGACGAAGCCAUCGAUGCGCUGUGGCUGUAAAUUGAGCACGCCCACAACAGU